Messenger RNA from Schistosoma spindalis, 4539 nucleotides. The record is from the annotation of a GenBank genome assembly. NCBI's taxonomy places the organism in Eukaryota, Metazoa, Platyhelminthes, Trematoda, Strigeidida, Schistosomatidae.
CUAUUAUUACUAUUACUAUUAUUAUUAAUACUUUAAUGAAUAAUGUGGAUUAUUAAUACAUGUUGUCAAUCUACUGUCUGCAUAACUAUCUAUCAUUAUUAUAUAUUGAUUAAUGUAUUGUUCACUCUAUUAUUUACCUGUAUUACUAGUACAGCAGAUCAAUCACAUAUAUUAAAUGAUAAAUCGUAUUCUGAUAUUCAUUGGGAAUUAGAUUAUAUAAGAUCCCAUUUAUGGUCACCUAAAACACCAUUAAAUGUAUGGCCUGAUUUUAAAUUAAUUCAACAAUGUGAUACAUUAGAUUUUAAAACAUUACAAUUUCAUUUUAAUAAAUCGUCACCGUCAUCAUCAUCAUCAUCAUCGGGAUCAUCAUUAUCAGAAGAUGAUGAUAAUGAAUUAUUUGAAUGGACUAGUAUUAGUUUAUUUAAUUCAGAUCGAUUAAAACAUGGUUAUAUACUCCUUGGUGGAUCAUAUAAACAACAACAACACCACCAACAACAACAACAAUUCAAUAAUAAUCAUGUAUCACCUAGAUAUAAUAAUCAAAUUAUUUUAUGCCAUUUAAAUUGGAAAUCAGAUUAUGAAAGUUUAUUAGGUUUUGGUUUUCAAUCAAAUUCAUGUAUUCCAUUACAAUCUGAUUUUUUACAUAGAAAUGAUCAUGAAUUUCUUGGUGCAACAAGUGAAUCAUUAAAAAUUAAUCAUGAUUUAAAUUUAUUUAUAUAUUGUGAUCCAUUAUGGAGAGCUAAUUCUAAAUUACCAGUUGGUAGAUGUUUUUUACAUUUAAUAGAAAAUGGACAAAUUCAAUCACAUAUUGAAUUAUCUGAUUUUUGUCAAACAAAUUUAAAAGUUGUUACACCAUGUGCUGCUGGUCAUAGUAUUGCAUUCACAUAUAAUAAUAAUAAUAAUAAUAAUAAUAAUAAUAAUAAUGAUUCAAAAGAUAAAGAUCAAUUAUCUAAUAUUCAAUUAUGGAUUGGUCAACCAUUAUCUACACCUUAUGGACGUAUUCAAAUAUUAACCGAUUUAUAUGGUACUAUAAAAGUAACAACAAUUAAUAGACCAGAAUCAAAUGAAUAUAGAAUAAUUGGUUCAUUAUUUGGUUAUGCAUUAACUGAUGGUUUUGUUACAGCACCAGGAUUACUUACAUAUAAUAAUAAUAAUAAUAAUCAUACAAAUAUAAAUCAUUUAAUUGGUAUACAUUAUAGUAAAUCUUAUAGAGAUAAUGUAAAUGGAUAUUAUAGUAAUAUUGAUUGGUUCCCAGAAUUGAAUAAUACUAAUCCAUUCAAUGGAAAUGGUAUAUCUGUAUUAAGAGUUAAUAUAAAAGGACCAUAUAUUAAAAGUGUUAUCAUGGGUGCACCAUAUACUAGAAAUACUAUAAUCAAUAAUAAUAAUAAUACUAAAAUGGAUCCUAUUUCAUCAAUGAAUUAUAAUAUUGGUAGAAUUUAUUUAUUAUGUCAAUUAGAUUCCUAUGAAUCAUCUACUAAAAUAGAUUAUUUAGAUGGUCCAUUUUAUUCAAAACAUUUUGGUUUUUCAUUAUGUAAUCUUGGUGAUUAUGAUGGUGAUGGUAAUGAUGAUAUUGCUGUUGGUGCACCAUAUUUAAAUAUUACUACAACAAAUCAUUAUAGUUAUAUUUAUUUAAUACGUCUAUUAUCUAAUUGUACAUUUGAUAGAAUACCAUUUGAUAUAUUAAAAAGUCCAAAAUAUGCAUAUGAUUAUGGUGCACAUCUUCCAUCACAUGCAGAAGAUUUAGAUUUUAAUGGAAUAAAUGAUUUAGUUGUACCAAUUUCUUCUAUAAAUUAUCAUAUAAAAUCGAAUCCAUCUAUUUUAGUAUAUGCAACACGUUAUACAUGGAUUGCUAAUUGUCAUUAUAUAUAUCCACCAUGGUUAACUAUAAGAAAUAUAUUAAAAAAUGAUAUUAUACCAAUACAAAUUAUUAUUUAUUUUAAUGAUCCUAUAAAAAAAUUCACAAAAUCUGAUCAUUAUUAUUUAGAUCGAAAAUUCUUAAAUUCAUUACAAAUAGAUCAAGUUAUACAUCAAAUUAAUCCUGAUUGGAAUGUAACCAAUUUAAUUGAACAACGUUUUAAUUUAAUUGAUUCUAUUAAAUCAUAUAUAGAAUUCAAACAAAAUCAAUUAAUUAUUGAUUUUAAUUUACAAGCUAAAAUUAAUAUUGAAAAUAUUCAUGAUUUAGAAUCAAUUCAUGGUGGUAUUUAUAUUGGUUAUCGAUUUUUACAAUUAUGUUAUGGUAAUUAUAAUGUUAUUAAUCAAAAUGGUACUUGUAUAAAUGGGAGUUGGUUAAAACGUUCAUAUAUUGAUUGGUCAAAAUGUAUUAGUAAAAUACCAUUAUCACGUUAUAUAUGUUAUCCAAAUCCAAUAUGUGAAAGUGAUAUUAUGAUAUAUGUGAAAGAUAUACAAUCAAAUCAAUUAAUUACUUUUCCAUAUUCAUAUUAUCAACAACAGAAUAUAAUAUCUAAAUUUAAUCAUAGUAAUAAUAAUAGUAUAAAUAAUCCUUUAACAAUGAAUAUUAAUAUUGAAUAUGGUAAUAAAAAUAGUUCUAGACAACAAAUACAAAUAGAAAUAUAUAAUUUAGGACCAACAAAAGCAAAAGGUACACGUAUGGAAUUACAAUUUCAUGGAAAUUUAAAAUUUUCACAUCUUGAAUUAGAAAUUGAUCCUAUUAAUAUAGAUAAUAAUACUACUACUACUAAUACUACUAAUAAUAAACGUUAUACAGAAGUAAUUAUGAUAGAUGUUUCUGAAAAUGAAACAUGGGUUCAUUGUCCUAUUGGUACAUUAUUACCAUUAUAUAUAAAUGAUCAUGAUUUAAUUCAACCUAAUCAACGUUUUAUAUUAUCUACAUAUUAUGAUAAAUUUUUAUUAGAUCAUAAUCAAGUUAAUUUUCAAUUAGGUGCUGGUGUAACCAUUCAUAUCAUCACUGGUACAUUAGAUCCACAACCAAUUAAUAAUAUAAUACGAAUUAAUUAUCAUGUUAUUCAUCGACCAAUUAUACGAAUAUCAUAUGGUCCUGGUGAUAUACCAAGUAUAAUGGAUAAUCGAACAAUUCCAUCAACAACAUUAUUAUAUCAUCCACAAAAACGUAUUAUUGUAUCAGAUAUUGGUCCUAAAAUUGAACAUAUUAUACAAAUUGAAUAUAUGGGACCAUCAAAUCAAUUAAAUAAUGUUACUAUGAAUUUAUUUAUACCUAUUGAAUUAGAUAGAAUAGAUGAUAAGAUGAAUAAUAAACCACAAUAUAUAUUAUAUAUGUUUAAUGAAAUACGUUCAUUAUUAUAUAAUGAUAAUAAUAAUAAUAAUAAUAAUAAUAAUAAUAAUAUAUUGGAAUGGAUUGAUUCACGACCUAAAAUAUAUGCAAUGGGUAAACAUAAUAAUAAUAAUAAUGAUAAUAAUAAUAAUAAGGAUGAUAGGGAUGAUAAUGAUGAUGAUAAUAAUAUCAGUAAAGUUGGAAGUUGUAUAAUAGUAAAUAGUGAAAAAGUAGUUAAUCCACGUCAACUUAUUCCAAUCGAUAUGAAUACAGUUUAUUCACGAAAACGUCGUAAUGUUUUAACAAAAACACAAGAAGAUGAAAUAAAUAUAGAGAAAUCUUUCAUUGAUAAUGAAAAUGAAUCAUUUUUAACAGAAUCUAUUGAAACAAUACAGUCGUCGUCGUCGUCGUCAUCAUCAUCAUCAUCCUCUCCAAAAAUUCCUGUCAUACAAUUUCGACGAUUACAAAAAGAGGUAUUUGAAUGUAAUCGUGUUGGAAAUCGUAUACAAAAACCACCAAUUUGUGCAGAGAUUAUUUGUCAUGUUGAUGAAUUAGUGAAAAAUCGUCCUGUUUUAGUUAAAGUUACUGGAUGGUUAUGGGCACGUACUCUGUUUGCAAAACAUAUAUCAGAUGUUGAUCUUGUCACAAUUAUAUCUGUCAAUCAAGGUAAUAUUCCAAAAGGUGUACAACCAGCUAAUGAACCAAUUGGACAUUUUUAUUUAUCACAAACAUUUUUCUUUCCACAAAUUCGUCCAAAAUUAAUACAUCAAAUACCAAUAUGGCCAAUUAUUGUUGGAUUUUUUCGUCGACAUAAAACUAAAUUACGUAAAGCAAUGCUUAGUAAAGGUGGAAUAGAAGAUUUAUAUAAACGUGAACAAACUGAAUUACUUUUAAAUGAUCAAAUGAAAAUAAAACAUACUACUAUGAAUAUAUCAUCAAGUAAUAUGAAUAAUAAUUAUCAACAUACUGAUGGUUAUACAAAUGCUACAUUAACACCAUCAUCAGCACCAGCACCAGCACCAUCAUCAGCACCACCAUCAUCAUCAUCAUCAUCACGUAUAAAGACUAAUAAAAGUAAAAAAUUAAAAAAAAAACAUAAACGUGAAUUGAAUAUUUUACAUCCUGGAGAUUUAUCACCAACUGGUACAUUAAUUAAUACACAUCAGGAUCAAGAUCAUGAUCAAGAUCAUCAUCAUCAUCAUGAUGAUGAUGAUGAUGAUAAUGAACAACAGAAUAAAAAUGGAUCUGAAAAACAAAAUUUAAUUAUAGAUUCUACUUUAUCUCAAUAA